UUCAACAUAAAACACACCAUAGUGAUUGACUUCAUUUCAAUAAGCAUUUUGGAGGGUGCACGGUCUGCUCAUUCGUCCUGUUAAUUUUUUUUUCUUCGAUUUAUAACGUGUGUAGCUUUUACCGCCGUAAUAUUAUUUGAAAAAAAAAAAGAACUAAAAUCCCACGUAAAUAAACUUAUUCUUGGGAUAUCGAAUUGUUUGUAUUCGUCUAGAUUUUUUAAGUGUUCAAAUUGGGUUGAAGCCGUCGACAAACGUCAGAUAACUAUUCAUUUCGUCGUUACAAUGUCGGUCGAAAAAGAUAUAAUUAAGAUACAGAACAAACUUCAAAACAUGUCUGACGAAAAUGCUGAUCAAAGUCAAGCUCUGGACUUGUUGAAAGCCCUUAAGGACCUGCCUAUCACAUUGGACAUACUUACCAAAACUCGUGUGGGUAUGACUGUCAAUUCGUUCCGAAAGAGCUGCAAAGAUGAAGAAGUAAUAACUUUUUCAAAAGCUUUGAUUAAAAAUUGGAAAAAGUUGUUGAGUGGAGACAAGUCUGUACCCAAUGAACCAAAAAAAGAUAAAAAAGAGCGCAAAAAAUCAGAAGAAAAAGAACAAAAAGUAGACACGAAGAAAGAUGCACCAAAACCUAAACCAGUAGUAUUCCCUACGCCAUCAACAACAGAUGCAGUUCGUAUUAAAUGCCGUGAUUUACUAAUAAGUUCAUUGAAAACUGAAGAUGAAUUCGGUGGUUGCGCAUCAAUUGAAGAACUCGCUGAUGAACUAGAAGAUGCUAUUUACUCGGAGUUUAAAAACACUGAUGCUCGCUAUAAAAACAGAAUAAGAAGUAGAUAUGCAAAUUUAAAAGAUGCUAAAAACCCACAACUUAGAAGUAACUUCAUUGCUGGAGCUAUUACUCCUGCUCAAUUAGCUAAAAUGACUGCUGAAGAAAUGGCCAGUGACGAAAUGAAAACUUUGAGAAAUAAACUUAUCAAAGAAUCUAUUGAUGACGCUCAACUGGCAACUGUACAGGGAACUAAAACUGACUUAUUGAAGUGUGGUAAAUGUAAGAAACGAAAUUGUACAUACAACCAAAUUCAAACAAGAAGUGCUGAUGAACCAAUGACAACAUUUGUUAUGUGUAAUGAAUGUGGUAACAGAUGGAAAUUUUGUUAGAUUAAUUAUACUUCUAAUUUAUUUUGGUCUUAAUUAGACACCUAAGAUGUAUAAUAACUGUAAUUUUCUCUUCAUUUUUUACAUGAAAAAAUUUUAAUUGAUUUGCCUACAAUUGCGUUAUUCACUAAUAGAAAUAUUUUUAGUAUUUAAAG
Sipha flava (yellow sugarcane aphid) is the source of this 1307-nucleotide messenger RNA. It is a transcript of the gene TfIIS, whose product is annotated as transcription elongation factor S-II. The transcript has a single exon. Lineage: Eukaryota; Metazoa; Arthropoda; Insecta; Hemiptera; Aphididae. Bases 283 to 1155 code for a protein of 290 amino acids. Gene Ontology annotation, molecular function: nucleic acid binding; zinc ion binding. The record is from RefSeq and is a predicted model, not a curated record. Gene Ontology annotation, biological process: DNA-templated transcription; transcription elongation by RNA polymerase II. Gene Ontology annotation, cellular component: nucleus.